CUGCUCCCUUUAUUCCUAAAGGUAAAAGUCAUCCUCUGUGUGCGCUUACCAAAUUGUCCGGGCGAGUCUACGAAGGGGUCAUCAACCAGUGGUGCCAGUUCUCUCGCCUCCAAUGUCAUGCCCAGCGUUUCCAUCGACCCACGCCGUAAGCAGGUGACUCUCAUCCAUCCGGCUCCCAGCAGACGGCGUUUCAGUCUUGCUGCUCCGAAGAUGUUUGCCUUCGACGCGGUCUUGACCCAGGAGGACCCUUUGAAGCUUCCGAAAUCUUUGAUUGCUGAAGAUUUUUUUUUACCGAUUUGUGCCAGUCAGAAGAUUGAGGUAGAACGUGAUAGUAAGCCGCCUUUUUCCACACUACCAUAG
Messenger RNA from Dibothriocephalus latus, 360 nucleotides. The record is from the annotation of a GenBank genome assembly. NCBI's taxonomy places the organism in Eukaryota, Metazoa, Platyhelminthes, Cestoda, Diphyllobothriidea, Diphyllobothriidae.